AUGUUAGGAUUUCGGAAUUGAAACCCGUCUCCGUGUACGAUGAAGAGGCUGAAGAGGAGAUCCUGCUUUAUCUACCAGCGAUAAUAGUGUUUUGAUUUUGAUCCAUUCAUAAGCUUGAAAACAAUUAGCUACACGCUCGAAUAUCAAUGGCUUUUAGGACGAGAUCAUAAGUUUUGCGAGACAAGUUAAAAAAAUUAAAGUGCGGCUCGCGUAAACUAUAUAACUAGAAUAAAAUACAAAUUUCAAUACGCUCAAACCACUGUGACUCCGAUCAACGUAGUCGUCGCGAUUUUUUCGUUUCGUUUUGCUGCUGUCAAAGUCUCUCUCGUGCAAUUUUCUUAUUGGAUCGACGACGACGAGAAAGCAGUCAGUCAGUCAGGCAGCUAGCGAAAAAUGUGCUUUUAGUUGAAAAUGAAGAAAAUUAAUGAAAAUGAUGUUCUUUCUAGCCAGAAAACCAGUUGAAAAUAGUGAAUUAGUCGAGUGAAAUGAUGGACAUUUUGUGAAACAUCGGAAGAAUGCUUCAAGUGAUGUAAAAAACGCAGUGUAGAAAGAGGAAAAAAUUUCCAGAGCUCACAAGAAUUGCUCAUCGGUGGGGCUCAAAAAAGUUCCUUCAGAUAGGGAAGUAAAGCAACACGGGGCCCCAUGGAUACUACGUCAGCAGCAGCAGCUCUAAAUCCAGGAGAAGGAUCGAACUUUGGUGUGGUUCACGUCAAACAGGAGCCCGGAUUCAGUGGCGAAUCUUCCCCAGGGCCCGAGGGAUCGAUAGGCACCGAUGGCGGCGAUGGGGCGCGAACCAUCCGGAAAAUUACGGUGCUGGAUCCGUUGAAGCUGAAGCUGCUCAGCCGACAGAACCAUAACAAGUUGCUGUCCGGGUUGAAUGCAGCCAAAGCAAAAGCGCAACCUCCUGCUCCUAAACCACCACCUCUAGCAGCACCGUCGUCAAGUGCAUCAACAGUGACCGAAAAAGAAACUCCGUCAGAAGUGAUAGCCACCGACAGGACUGUAGAAGCAGAAUCGGAACCGUUACGACCCGAUGUUGAGGAACCUCCAAAGCAAACAUCUUCAACUUCGUCGGCACCACCCAAAACAGGGGCAGGAGGAGGCUCUACACUGUUCAGGAGGAAGAAGGUAGUACCAGUGGCCAUAGCACGUAAGCUAGCUCAAAAAGAAAAGACUAAACCCGCACCAAAACAGUGUGAAGAAAAAACUCCCCCGGCGACAUCACCUACGGAUGCAUCACCAGUUCAAUGUGAACCUGUUCUACCAGAGCCGGUUGAGCAGGUACCUCAACAACCUGAAUCUGCUCCUGUAGAACCCAAACCGGUCGAACCUGAAUCUUCUCAACACGAAGCAAAAGAACCAGCAGCGUCUUCAGAACCCAACCCGGUGGAGCAAACCGAGACCAGAGAGAAACCAGUGGCUAGCCCACCACCUCUCGUUCUGGUGAAACGUGAACCGUCAGAUCUGGUGACACGUCCGACGGCAUUCCGCAGAAUCAAACCAAAGGUUGCAAUCUGUCUCAAUCCAAGCCGUCCGAAGAAGUCAAUUCUCAAAAAGACCACUUCUGCGGACAAAUUGCUCCCGGCGGGAUCGAACGAGCCGAGCAAAUCUUUCAAGGAUUUGAUUCCAGAGGAGACGAUUGUGCUGGACGAUGAUGAUGAGGAAGACAACGAGCAGCACACGCCAAGCGUUACGGUUGAAGAGGCUGAUCAUACAGGAAAGUCGGAGGUCCAGCGAACGCAGCAAGAGGAAGCAGAACGUAUGGCUGAGGAGGAAACGCGACGAAUAGCGGAGGAGCAACGUCAAAAGGAUGCUGAAGAUCAGAGAAGGAUAGAGGAAGGGGCUAGGAGAAAGGCUGAAGAACAGCGUAGGAUAUUAGCGGAACAGAAGAAACGAGAAGAGGAAGAAAAGCGACGAAUAGCGGAAGAUCAACGGAGAGCUGAAGAAGAGGCUAAAAAAGUGGCUGAAGAACAGUGCAGAAUACAAGAAGAAAUGAAGAAACGAGAAGAAGAACAGCGACAGAAGCUAGAACAACUACGAAUACAAGAAGAACAGCGGAAAGUUGCAGAGGAACAAAAGCGGUUGGAAAUGCUCGAGCAGGAGGAGAAAGCCAAACGUGUGGAACCAGAGAAACCCGCAGCUGAAAGUAGGAAAACCAUGAAAAUACCGCCGGAAAUUUGGAAACGACAAAUGGAGAGGAUGAAAAACAACCCGAACCGACAGCAUAGUACGGUGCCGGCAAUUCCACAGUCGAAUGCGGAACCAUCGCAAUCUCAACACACGAUCACAUCGGAUCCUGUUAAUGUUAAAACAUCCAAUGUGGUCGAGCAGGAGCCUGUUAGUGUUGUAGCUCCUGCUGUAAAUCAAGAAAGAGCUAACCAAAUCAGUGAGAAGCCUGCUGUGCAGGUGACUCCAAAUCCUACUAAAGAAAUCCGACGAAUAUCUCGGCUUCCUCCCAGUUUGGCAAUGAAGCUGAUGAACUGUGUCGCUUUGAAGCCUUCCAGGAACAAAAUAGAGGAGAAGGCUGCACCGUCUGUAAAACCCUCACAGAAUAAAACAGAAACAUCGCAUGCAACGAAAGAAGUACCAUCAUCGGCACCAGCAGUAGUUUCACAAACUGCAAUUAGGCGAAUAUCCGGGCUUUCACCGAGUGCGAGUAUGACGCCAAUAAAAACUGCUGAAGCGAUGCAACAGGAAGUCCAGGAAACGACAGCCGAUAAACAGCAGCAGUCAAUUGUACCUGAGAGCGCGGUCGCAAAUGUUGAGAGAACCGAAAAGACUGAACCGGUGGAGCGUACUGUGAUAUCUAACAAGCCGGCGCCGACGAAAGAGAUUAAACGGAUAGCACUUCCGCCAGAUAUUGCUUUGAAGUUGUUAGGAGCAGUUAGUAGAAAUAAACCGGUGGUUGUGACAUCCACGGCCGGAACAGUUGAUCCAGCGAAAAAUGUUGCAUCUAAACCUGCAACGAUCGCUGAAAAGCCUGCGGUCGCUGAACCCGAGUCGUCGAACCCUACUGUAACGGCCGCUGCUCCCAUCGUUGUUCCUCCAAUAAAGCAAACAACAAUUCAGAGUGGUACAAAUGCUCCGAAAGAAAUCCGUCGAAUAUCACAACUGCCUCCCAAUGUCGCGAUGAGGCUGGUGGAUUCUUUGAAACAGAAAGGAAUAACUGUACCAAAGUUGUGUCUUAAGAAGGAUACUCCUACCAUCGAACCAGUUAGUGUAGCUGCAUCAGAUGUACAACUUCCCAGUGAACCAUCGACACCGUCUUCCGUGGCAUCGGUGCCGGAAAUUAAGGUGGAACCACAGGAGCAGCCAACCAAAUCCAAAGGAAAGGUGGAAAUCUUGUCACAGGUUAUUUUGCCUACGGCAUCCUACAAUCUGGAGGAGCUAUUGGCUGGCAAAUCAACUGAAGGCUUUGCGCCAUCCUGUGCGAUGCCUCUUCCGUUACCCAUGCACAAAGGAAGAAGGCAAGCGGCUCCUGUCCCUAUUGCGCCAGUUCCUACAUCAAUUCAUAGUGAGCCGAUACAGCAUAGUCAAGUCUCUUUACCUGUACAACAGCCUAGCAAACCAGAGACUCCUGCACCGGUUACAGCGGUACCAUCGCCGAUUCCAGAUCUUCCGGUUGCAAUGGCAGAAAAUGAUAUCGCUUCUGAAGUCACUGUCACAACGGAGAAUGAAGAUAUCCCAAAUCCAUCGCAUGAAAAAUUCGACGAAUACAUUAUUUCCUAUUCAGAUUGUGAGGGAGCUCCAGUGCAAUAUGAUCCAUCAAAAAGCGCCCAACAGCAAAAUAAGGAAGAAAUCCCACCUGAGCCGAAUGUUACUUUUGUUUCCUCAAACGCUCCUACUGUUAUGUCGCAUCAAUAUUCCGUUACGUACUCAGCGAAUUCACACCAGCAACUUCAUCGGCCAAACGUUCAAGCUCCGAUAGUAAUUCAACAACCAGCAAACGUUUCCAGUUAUCAGCCACGCCCCGUCGCCUAUUUCACCAAGGUAUCCAACAAUACACAACGACCUUCCCCUCAACCAACACCCGUAACAUAUCAUCCACAGUUUACGGUGUUAUCACAGCCCGGAAUGAACCCUACCCGCAUGAUAUCCCAGCGAAUGAUCAUCAAUCCAGCAGCCAGCAUGCAAAGUGGCCAAAGACCUCGGUAUCCAACAGCUCAGUUUGUUGUGCUACGCCACCCCACUCCAAUCAGAGGACAGUUAGUUGCUCAAACUCAACUUCGGCAGGAACAUCCACAGCCUGUGCCGCAACAAUCGCAACAGCAUCUAACUGUCCCUAGAGAAACCUAUUAUCAUCGCUUGCCAAUAGUCAACCAGAAUCAGCCUUCAGUUAUUGUACCAACGCCGCGAUACGUUAUCCCCAAACAGUACCCUCAAAUUCAAAUGGCUCGUCCUCCGCGUCCGCAGCGUCCUUCCGUAGACAUCGCCCAAAAUCAAAGCAAAGCAUUCCAACCUGUUCAACAAUCGCAACCGACCACCGCAUUCUCCAUCGCUCAACCUGUACAACAGCAACGUGUAAUUCCGAAGAUCGUCAUCGACAGCAGCUACGUGGAUCAGCAAGAACGAGGGACUCCAGCUUCUUCAAACACUCCACCUCUUCAAGAUCAAUGGAAAACACAGAAUACGGCACCCUGUUCGGAAGAGAUCAGGAACAAACUCCGGGACAAAUUGAAGUCUCGAAUGCUGCAACAAAGUGCCAAAUCAGGAAGCCCAACUGUGGAAACCCCACCGCCAAACCCACUAUCAACGCCUUCAUCAGCGGCUCCCAAAGCCUCACCAGCAAAAACUCCGGUUGGACCUCCUACAAUACCCGUUCGUAACACCGUAGUUUACCAUCCGCAAGACUUCCAGCAACGCAUUCGUUCACAACAAGCGCAACCACCCAAACCGGUAGAUACUCGCAUCAUCAAGCAGUACAUAUGUCAGGGAAGGAAAAUUUACCUCACCAAAAUCAGUGUCACAAAACCCACACAGGCCAGUUCCUCGAACGUUCAGCAGACAGAGCCACCUCAGCAGUUCCUACAGUAUCGGCAGCCCCAAACGGACACGGGCUUUCAUGGUUUCCCACAGGCAGCGAUAAAAUGCGAUCAACGCAAUUUCCAGCAGUUCAACGAAACGGUUCAGCAGUUGGAGCGGAGGAAAGUUCCAGAACCUUCGGAUGAAAGCGGGAUGAUUGAAAUUCAGAAUAUCCAGAAAAUUCGUGCCAAGAUGCGAAAUCGGAAACCGAGUGUGGUGACGGCUGUAACAACACACGGCUUGAAAGGAGAAACUUUCAUCAUUACGGAACUGAACGAUCCGUCGCUGCAUCCAAUGGAGAUGCAUUCACCGGAAGUGAAGCAAGAAGUUCCGCUACAACAUCCUCCUAGAAUCACCAGACGAAGAAAUACCUUUGUAGUGGAUGAUUCGGAUGGAGACGUUCAAACCGAUCAGUUACCACAGGUGGAAAUGACUAGUCAGGAUGAUAGCCAACAGGAUGAUAAACCAUCUGAAAUGGAACUCAAGGUGGAAGUCGAGAAUGAGGAAAAGGAACCGGUAACGAACGCGGAACGAUUAGCAUUCGAUCGGUGUAUGAAGGAAGAGGUACCAUCUGGAUCCGAAUCCAGCCAGGCUGACGAAGAUCUGGCACGGGAGAUUUUGGCUCUGGUGGAAAACGAACGCAAGGCUUUGCGCGCUGGGCCAACGGUGAAGAAAGUCAAGAAGCGAAGAAAGCGACGUAAAAGGCACAAGAAGAAAAGUGAUGGCAAUGAGGAGUUGAUGGAUCUCUUGAUGAAGCAUGUCAAUCAGGAGUCGUUAAUUGCGGAUAUCGUGGCCUCGCAGCAGAAGAAAUUGCCUGUCAUUGAGCUAUCGGAUACGGAUGAGAAUGAUGAGGAUAGAACAGUGCAGAGGAGAGUGACCUGCAAGGAUGUUCGAGUGAAGCCAGAUCCUGAUGCGGAAACAAUCGGCGAUAGGAAAACAUCGUGUACGAGUGACUUCGAGGAAUCUGAGACGAAUGACAUUUUUGCCGAGAUUUUGAAACCGUUUGUCGAGGAAGAGGAACAUGCGGUUGGAUCGGAAAGAGUUGUGGUGGAAGAAACGCCGCAGAAAGUUGUCUCAGGUAAACCGAUGGCUGAGUCGGAUAAAGCAUGUGCAAAGGAAAUAGCUGGUUCAGAUGAGAUUCUAAGUACGCUUGUCGAAAAAGAGAAACAGGCGGUUAGCCUUAAAAGCGUAGCGACUCAAGAAUCGUUGCAGAAUGCUGUUCCAUGGGAAUCAGAGGAUGCAUGUCCAGAGAAGCCGUCAGCACCAGCGCAGAAAGCUACUUCAGAUGACAUUUUGAAAUCGAUUGUCGAGGAAGUGAAACAGUCGAAUGAAGCGGAAGCUGUUCCUGAGAAACCGGCACAAAAAUCGGAUGAAGCAUGUCGAGAAGCGCCGAGAGUACUGGCGGAUGAAGUUAUUUCAAUACCUGCAGUGGAAGAAAUCGUUCCAGAAAAUCAGGUAACAUCAGAGGAACAGGAUGUUGUUCCAGAACAGCAAGCAGUAACAUUGAAUGAGAUGGUUACCGAUGAGCAGAGAGAAACGAUACCAGAAGAAAAGGCACUUUUACCAGUGGAAGCCGCUCCGGCGGAACAAAUAGUGCAUGUGCCAAAACAAGCCGAAACAUCUGAGAUUUCAUCAAAAUUAGUUACGGAAGUCAGACCAGAGAUUGAAUCGAAUCAACCUACCAUAUGUGAUCAAACCUGUGAUAACAGUGCCUUACCGGUCAAAGAGCUGCCGAAAAAAGCACCUGCUCAAAGAGCACCCAAACGCAAGCUCAAACCAACGUUAGUUUCUCGAUCAAAGAUAAGAAAAGUUGAACCUCCAGCAGCGAUAGUCACCAAAAUCCAACCACAACCAACAAGAGUCGAAAAGUCAACGGAAGUCAACAUUGAAGAUUCCAGUGAUCCGUUCUCAGAUCGAGAUAAGCCGCCACUACCGGAUUCGGAGGAAGAGCGAAUCCAGUCUCAAAUGGAUACGAUCAACUCCAGAGUACGGGAACUAGUCAAUGAGUGGGAUUCUGAUGAAGAAGAGACAAGUAUAAAGCAACCAUUGCAGAAAUAUGCCUCGUUCGAUAACAACGGUAAUCUUCCGUGUCGCAUUUCAAAAAAUAAUGCGUUGAAACGUGCUGCGAUACUGAGCGAUCCGGUUUUGGAAGUUUCUGUUGAGGAAAGCCGCAAGGAGGAAUCACACGAAGCGAUUGAGGAUACUUCGGUGCAAGCUACAGCCAACAUCGUUAAGCCGGUAAGAGUUACCGUCCUAAAGGUGGAUUUGAUAGAACGGUCAGAGAUCGUACAAGAGCCGGUAGAACCCGCUACAAGAGAGAAGACUCCGCCGCCACCAACUGAAGCGAAGGGUCAAACCGUCGCGAAUUUGUUGAAGGACUGGGAUGAAUCACCGAUCAAACAAAAAAAGGAGAACGCUCCAGUGGUUGCUCGGGUGCUAUUAGAUAGACUCAGCUCAUCUGAGUUGAAUCAGUUGAAAUCCAAAAAGGCUCCGGAAGUGUCAGAAUCAAGUAAGAUCACGAUGGAACCAUCGAAUCAAUCACCAACGAUUGAAAGUAAGGCGAAGGAUAGUCGAGAUGAAAUAAGCGGUGACGAAUCGGAGAGAGUCGUCGCUCGUAUAUUUAUGGGCGGACUAGACAGCUCCGGAUCAUCUGGACAGCAACAAAUAGUGCCACCAGCAUCACAGAUGGCGGCUCAAAGCUCUCCAGUUUCUACUGGAAGUCCAAGCAAAUCUCGUAAAAGUGAAAACAAGAUUCCAAAUACGGCCGAAUCUCCUACCACUCGUUCGAAGUCUUCCAAGCAGACAUCUAUCAAAGAUUGGAUUCAAGGUUCUCCAACUACUGAGCCUUCGAAGCCCAUUACGGGUAGGAGGAAAGGCUUGCGUGGAAGAGCCGCAUCUGUUCUAUUUGAACCAGAGGCUAACCAAGUCACUGAAAAACAGAAACCUGCAGGCAGGAAUCUGAGAAGCCGUACUAAAUCCGUUUUUGCCGAAAAGCCACCUCUGAUGGAAGAAGAAGAACCGGUACAGCAAGAAGAUAUAUCACGACCAGUGGAGGAACCGUCUGAGGAACAGAUUGAAGUAACACCGGAAAAGCCCAGCGGAAGUCGUCCGGAGGUGAUAAAGGAAGCAGGGGGAACCGCUUGUGCGGCACGGAAAGAACAAGAAUCGAAAGAAUACUCUACUAGCACUAAACCUACGCCGAUCAUUCGGAACCGUGUUCCGAUUGCGAUAUCCUCGGAAGACGAAGAUGAUGCCCCGUUAGCCAAACGUCGCAAAGUGCUUCGCAAGAGGCGUUCCAUGAUGCGCCGUCCAAGCGCAAUCCGGGAUCUGAAUGCUAACAAACGUCUGUUCCGAGGAGGCGCAACUCUCAACAAUUCUCUCAUCGUAGAUGAUUCCAACAUGGGCGAAACUACCUUCAUCAAAAGCGAACCUCCGGAGGAGAUAGAAGAUAUUCAAGAUUACUAUGCCUCUCCGAGUGAAUCCUUUGCUGUCACAUUCCCGGAUAAUCCCUCCGAGCAACUGCUUUCUGUGGUCACUGUGCAAAACAAUCAAGUAGUGCACUCACAAGACUUCGACGCUGGAAGUCCCUUCCGGAACCAGUAUUUUGCCAAAGAUCUUAUUCAAUCGGCAGCGACUUCCACUCCUAACGCCCAAUCGCCGAUCCAGCCUCCUCCUCCCGUACAGGAUCAUGUCUUUGCCACUCCGGAACCCGUCCGUGCGGCAAAACGGAAGCGUCGUACGAAACUGGAAAUGGAAAACGAUCGAAGACUUGAAGCGAUGAAAAGGGAAGAAGAGCAGAAGCCUGAAGAGCUCAAGAAAAAGGAAGCACAACGAGGCAGAGUGUUUAAAUCCUUUACACCAGUCAAGGUGGAUGCCGUUGAUCCGAAUAUUAGCCAGUUUGAAUGCGCUUCGUGUUUCGAGCACGUUUCGCGUGAUGAUUGGGAUGCUCACUAUGCGAAGCACAGUGGUCUUACCUACCGAGUGAACGUGGAUCCUGUGGUUGACCUGAACGACGAAACAACGGCCGUGGCAAUUGUGACACGUUUCAUGAAGGCCCACCGGCAGGUGACGCUCUACUGUGACAAGUGCAAUGUGGCCAAGAAAUCGGCCCUCGGAUUAGUGUCGCAUCGGCCUGUUUGUGGCCUGACGCGGCAAGAGAUCCUAAACACCAAAAUACCGUGCCAGCAUUGUGGCCGGAAGUUGAUGCCCGUCAGUAUGAACUGUCACCUGUUGGGACAUUGCGCGGUGCUGAAGCGAAAGAAACAAGAAGAAGCUUUGGAGACGAAGCUGGAAGGAGCGUCGGCCGAUGUGGAAAUGGAACCAACAACGCUCAAUCAGCGUGGAACGGUUAAGCGCCAAGCGACCGCCAAGGCCGAGAGGCGCAUCCAGAACAUAUCGUUCAGCGAAAUGAUUCUCUCCGUCACGAAGGACAAGGUUACCGAGGGUUGUUUGGCUGCUUGGAAAACACAGUUCCGCAAGGCUAAGGUGGCGCUGUGCGUUUUUCGGACGUGUUCUUUCACUGGGACCGACGAAAUAGAAAUGCGCCACCAUCACGAGUUCUGUCCUUCGCCCUGUGAGCUACUCGAGUGCAAGAAUUGCAAGUUUCAAACGGAAAAGAUCGACCAAAUGGUGAAACAUAUCAAGCUGAAACACAACGACGUGCUGGUUUGUAUGACGAUCGAUGAUAGCAGCGGAACGGAUGCCAAGAUGACGUCGGAAUCAUCGGACGACGAGGGCGGUACGGGUGUAGACGAAAACGAUGAACCAUACAUGAUUGGCAUUGACGAUGAGGACAAGCCGAAGAAGCGAAAAAUCAAAACUCUGCUGAAAACGUGCAAAUUGUCUACCAGGGAUACGUUCAACGAGGAAAGCGACGUUUAUCGAGAGAUGAUCCUAGACGAAGUGAUCAAUCUUCGGCUGCUCAAGAGUGAGUUCCAUCUGACGGCACGCGAAUGGACAGCGGAGUUCCGACGGUUGCAUUAUUCGACCAGCAUCCUGUUUUCUGCGUUACGACCGGAUUUGGACGUCCGGUUUCUUACAUUUAACAUGACCCAGGAGUACAUCCCGAAGCAGACGCAUUCUUUGCGGUUUGUCGCUCGGAGUACGAAUCUGUACAACGCUCCCAUUCAACUGAAAGAAUACGCCAACAAGUGGCAGAACUUGGAGGUUUUUACCGGGCAGGUGAAUGAGAAGGACACGAUAUUCUUCUGUGGGGGACCCGUUGUUGCUCUAGAUUGGCUGCCAAUACCGGACGGCCAGCAUGAACAUCAGAUAGUGGCGGUGGCUUGCAAGAACGAUUUCGAAGAAUUCUACCUGGCGGAUCGCAUCAUCCCGGUGAAGUGUUUGAUUCAGAUCUGGGACGUGGGCUUACUGGACAACAAAGAAAUCUACAACAAAAAAGCGGAGAAUGCCAAACCCACCUUACUGUACUCCAUAGCGUGCGACGUUGGUCCGAUUUGGGCGUUGAAGUUCUGCCCGAGUGGAUGUUACAACUCCAAGACCUCCGGCGACGAUUACGAUCGGUUGGGCUUGCUUGCCGCGGCCGGGUCGGACGGAAAUAUUCACAUCUUUUCGCUGGGGCGCAGCUAUGAACACCUGAUCUCGAACAGUAGCCGAGUGAUCAACUUGGCUCCGGUGCUCAAGCUGACUCUGUCCUUAGCGGACCAAAGCUGUUGUUCGUCGUAUGAGUCCCAUAGUGCCGUGAAGUUGGCGUGGUCCAAGAGCAAACACCACUCGAUGUUGGCAGCGGGCUAUUCGAACGGAACGGUCGCAGUGUGGAAUGCCACGUCAACUUCGCCUCUGUUAACCGGAACGAAAGAUAACGUUCGGGCACUUCUUCCCGUUCAUAAGGUGUUCAUUCCCGAUUCGUGCGUGACCGCUGUCGAUCUUCAUUAUUCGGAAGAUUCUCGUUAUCUUUUGGUAUGUAAUGCGGACAGGAAGGUCGUUGUCUACGACCUGAACACGGGCUACAUGCCGAUGGAGAUUUGUAGUUUGAACGCCCGUAGUAAAGUUACGACGGCUUGUUGGAAUAUCCACUUCCCGCUGAUAACGAUGGCUUUCGACGAUGUGUAUGCCAUCGACCGGUGCGCUUUGACGUUCCAUCAGCCCCGUGAGAUUGGCGUGCGGUUGCAUCCGUUGUAUACUCAUACGGCGGAAGCAACUGACAUGAGCAACAGCGAUCAUCUGUCGACGCACGUGAUCGGUACCGAUGGCGGCGACGUGCUGAGCCAUAAACCGAUGGCCUUUAUUCACAACAUGGGCCAGAAGAAUCCAGCGCAGAUUAAAUAUGUUUUGACGUCAACAAUAUCGGUGAAAGUCAAUGAAGAACAGAUGGAUAACUCUUACAACAAGUUCGAGAAGAACUAUUGCGUGCUGUUUUCGGACUUCGAUAAGAACCCCGCUCGAAUGGACCUCAAAUCGCUACAGGUGAAAACGUUCCGACGUGCCCUGCUGCACGAAUACCCGGGCAUCCGGAUCAACCAGGUCAAGUGGAAUCCCAACGACAAGUCCCAUCAAUACUACGCCAUCGGGUACCAGGCUGGCUUUGUGCGUGUGCGACCCUUCCGGCUGAAGUGAGUCCGUUUCAUCUUUCAUUCUCUCUGGAAAGGGGCUAGUGUAUGUAGUUUGGAAGUGCUUUGAAUUGAAUCUGAAGGGGAAGCGAAAGUUUUUUGGUUUUACAAUAGAGACUGAUUCGGUUUAGAUUAUAGUUUAAUAUUUCGCAACAGAGAGGUGAUAUUUUAGUUUUGAUCUAAUUGCGAAUCCAUAGCAGGUGUAUACAUUUUCUUAUAGUUUUAUUAUUCGACAUUGAGGAACUCGAAAAAAGGUAAAACAUCAAGCUUCAGAAGAGUAGAAAGAUUCACACACUUGUAAUAUGUAGUAAUAUUGAGUAAUUUGUAUUACACAUACUUGAGCUAGAUACCCAGAUUUUACCGUACAGAAAAUCCGGUAUUCCAGAUUUGCUUAUUUAUUUUGUUACAUUAAGAAAGCAAACACAAAAUAAUAAUUUUACUUGCAACACAGAAA
Aedes aegypti (yellow fever mosquito) is the source of this 12045-nucleotide messenger RNA. Its product is annotated as titin. Gene Ontology annotation, molecular function: protein binding. The transcript is spliced from 7 exons. Bases 643 to 11598 code for a protein of 3651 amino acids. Gene Ontology annotation, cellular component: transcription factor TFIIIC complex. The record is from RefSeq and is a predicted model, not a curated record. Lineage: Eukaryota; Metazoa; Arthropoda; Insecta; Diptera; Culicidae. Gene Ontology annotation, biological process: transcription by RNA polymerase III.